AUGGCGGUUAGUCAGUCGGUGGUUGGCCGCAACAAUGCGGAGAAGGCCCAUGGUUUCAUGGGUAUGCUCAAGAAUCCCUAUGUCUUCUUGACAUGUUGUUUCGCAUCCCUCGGUUGUAUCAUGUACGGUUAUGACCAGGGUGUGAUGGGCCCUGUCCUGGUCAUGGAGAACUUUGAGAACCACUUCCCGACUUUCAUGGGUUCUACCAUCCAGGGUUGGUUGGUAUCUGCUCUUGAGCUUGGUGCUUGGGCUGGUGCUUUGAUCAACGGUGUCCUUGCGGACCGCAUUUCCCGCAAGUACUCCAUGAUGGUGGCUGUCAUUAUCUUCACUCUUGGUACUGGUCUCCAGGCUGGUGCCCAGACCCCGGCCUACUUCUUCGCCGGCCGUAUCAUCGGUGGUAUUGGUAUUGGUAUGUUCUCUAUGGUCAUUCCUCUCUACCAAGCCGAAAUUGCUCCUCCCGAGCUGCGUGGUUCUCUCGUGUCCCUGCAGCAGCUCUCCAUCACCAUCGGUACCUCAAUUGCCUUCUGGCUCGACUACGGCAUGCAAUUCGUCGGUGGUAACACCUGCAAUCCCGAGGGCAUUUCCAACCCCUACCUCGCCGACGGAACCUACAACGCCGCUGUCAACAACGGACACACCUGCCUGGGACAGAAGACCAUUGCCUGGCGCCUGCCUUUGGCCCUGCAGAUCAUCCCUGCCUGGAUUCUGUUCUUCGGCAUGUUCUACUUCCCCUUCUCUCCCCGUUGGUUGAUGAUGAAGCACCGCGAGGAAGAGGCCCUCUCCUCUCUCUCCCGUCUGCGUCGUCUUCCUGCCACCGACCCUCUGGUUCGGGCCGAAUUCCUUGAGAUCAAGGCUGCUGUGAUGUUCGACGAGGAGAGUGAGCGCGAGAUGAUUGGCAAUGAUGGUCGUCUUGGUCCCUGGAAGGCUCUGUUCGCCCCCAACAUGCUCAAGCGUCUGUGGCUCGGCUGCGGAACCAUGAUUUGCCAACAGUUUACUGGUAUCAACGCCGUUCUCUACUACGCUCCUCAGAUCUUCAAGAGUUUCGGUUUCUCCUCCACCAAGCAGACUCUCCUCGCUACUGGUGUGACCGGUAUCUUGCAGAUCGUCUUCACCAUGCCUACUGUCCUGUGGCUUGACAAGUUCGGUCGUAAGACCUUCCUGAUCGUUGGUGCCAUCGGCAUGUUCUGCUGUCACAUCGUCGUCGCUACUGUCGAGGGUAUCUACGAGCCCAAGUGGGACCUCAACCUUGGUCUCGACAAGGCACAAGGUUGGGUGGCUAUUGUCUUCAUUUGGCUCUUUGCUGUUAACUUCGCCUACUCUUGGGGUCCCGUCGCUUGGGUUUUGACCCAGGAAAUCUUCCCCAACAGCCAGCGUUCCCGCGGUGUCGCCAUCGUCGCCUCAACCAACUGGUUGUUCAACUUCAUCAUUGGUCUGACCACCAAGGACAUGCUCGACAACAUGAAGUACGGUACCUACAUCUUCUUCGCCAUCUUCAGUGGUCUGGGUGGUCUCUUCAUCUGGUACUUUGCUCCCGAGACCAAGGACAAGACUUUGGAGGAGCUGGAUAUUUACUUCGGUGGCUCCGAUGCUACCAUCGCCGCCGCCGAUCGCGAGCGCAUGGAGCGUAUCUACGAGACUCUUGGCCUGGCCGGUGUCGAGAACGUUGAGGACCUCAAGGUUGCCGUCACUGCUGACCAAAUUGAGGUCUCCCACGAGACCAAGGCUUAG
Molecule: messenger RNA, 1728 nt
Organism: Penicillium longicatenatum
Lineage: Eukaryota; Fungi; Ascomycota; Eurotiomycetes; Eurotiales; Aspergillaceae
Product: Major facilitator superfamily domain general substrate transporter
Exons: 2
Coding region: 1-1728 (575 amino acids)
Biological process (GO): transmembrane transport; carbohydrate transport
Cellular component (GO): membrane
Molecular function (GO): carbohydrate:proton symporter activity
Source: RefSeq, a predicted model, not a curated record